Closterium sp. NIES-65 is the source of this 1614-nucleotide messenger RNA. The record is from the annotation of a GenBank genome assembly. Lineage: Eukaryota; Viridiplantae; Streptophyta; Zygnematophyceae; Desmidiales; Closteriaceae.
AUGUCGUUCUCAUUCCCGCCGCCCAUGCCUACUCCCCUCUCUCGCGCCGACGCCCUGGUUUUCCACCCCGCCGCCUUCUCUCCUCUUCCCAUUCGAACACCUAUUGUCCCUUCAAUCGCUGCUGCUUCCUUUUUGCGGAGGCCACUUUCCCCCUUCUCAUUCUCCGUUUUCAGUCGCAUCAUCUCCCAAUCCGCCCACGUCGCAACUUGCAUUCUAAUUCAUGUCGAGCUCAUUUCCCCCCCGGAAUGCGCUCAGUUUCCCCCCCGGAAUGCGCUCAGUUUCCCGGACGGAAUGCGCUCAUUUCCCCCCCGGAAUGCGCUCAGUUUCCCCCCCCGGAAUGCGCUCAGUUUCCCCCCCGGAAUGCGCUCAGCCAGCAUCCUUCCCGCCUAUCCUCUUCUCACUGUUCCUCUCUCUUCUUACCCCCUUCUCUUCUCUCAUCCCUUCCUCCCCUCUCUCAUCCCUUCCUACCCUCUCUCAUCCCUUCCUCCCCUCUCUCAUCCCUUCCUCCCAUCCCUCAUCCCUUCCUCCCUUCUCUCAUCCCUUCCUCCCCUCUCUCAUCCCUUCCUCCCCUCUCUCAUCCCUUCCUCCCCUCUCUCAUCCCUUCCUCCCCUCUCUCAUCCCUUCCUCCCCUCUCUCAUCCCUUCCUCCCCUCUCUCAUCCCUUCCUCCCCUCUCUCAUCCCUUCCUCCCCUCUCUCAUCCCUUCCUCCCCUCUCUCAUCCCUUCCUCCCCUCUCUCAUCCCUUCCUCCCAUCCCUCAUCCCUUCCUCCCAUCCCUCAUCCCUUCCUCCCUUCUCUCAUCCCUUCCUCCCUCUCUCAUCCUUCCUCCCCUCUCUCAUCCCUUCCUCCCCUCUCUCAUCCCUUCCUCCCCUCUCUCAUCCCUUCCUCCCCUCUCUCAUCCCUUCCUCCCCUCUCUCAUCCCUUCCUCCCCUCUCUCAUCCCUUCCUCCCCUCUCUCAUCCCUUCCUCCCCUCUCUCAUCCCUUCCUCCCCUCUCUCAUCCCUUCCUCCCCUCUCUCAUCCCUUCCUCCCCUCUCUCAUCCCUUCCUCCCAUCCCUCAUCCCUUCCUCCCUUCUCUCAUCCCUUCCUCCCCUCUCUCAUCCCUUCCUCCCCUCUCUCAUCCCUUCCUCCCCUCUCUCAUCCCUUCCUCCCCUCUCUCAUCCCUUCCUCCCCUCUCUCAUCCCUUCCUCCCCUCUCUCAUACCUUCCUCCCCUCUCUCAUCCCUUCCUCCCCUCUCUCAUCCCUUCCUCCCCUCUCUCAUCCCCCCUCCCCUCUCUCAUCCCUUCCUCCCCUCUCUCAUCCCUUCCUCCCAUCCCUCAUCCCUUCCUCCCUUCUCUCAUCCCUUCCUCCCCUCUCUCAUCCCUUCCUCCCCUCUCUCAUCCCUUCCUCCCCUCUCUCAUCCCUUCCUCCCCUCUCUCAUCCCUUCCUCCCCUCUCUCAUCCCUUCCUCCCCUCUCUCAUACCUUCCUCCCCUCUCUCAUCCCUUCCUCCCCUCUCUCGUCCCUUCCUCCCCUCUCUCAUCCCUUCCUCCUCUCUCUCAUCCCGUCCUCCCCUCUCUCAUCCCUUCCCCCCCUCUCGUGUCCUUUUUCAACCCUGUUAUUGUCUUCAACAAGCAUGUAA